AUGCAAUCGUUUGAUAGAAAUCCAGAAGACAAGACAGUCCAACUCGGCUCGGGUGUAAUAUUUUACUGCAUCAACUCUGGCAGUCUUCCCCUAGCGUCUAUUAGUUGGGAGAAAGAUGGCGCACUAAUUUCCAAUGCUGCGAUCACAAGUACUGAACUCUCCAGCACACAAACCAGCAGUAGUCUGCUGAUAGCAAACGCUCAGAAAUCAGACGAAGGACUAUACAAAUGCGUAGCCACAAACAGGUUGCUUAGCAACAACAGAGUAGAAAGCAAUGCAGGGCGUCUUAGCGUCAACGCUCCUGAUGUUGCUCCUCAGUUUACUAUUUUGCCUUCAGAUCUUAUAUUAGCACCUGGUCAACCGGGAUACAUCAACUGUAAGGUGUUGGGAAGUCCGAUGCCCAUUAUAACGUGGGAGAAUGGUGCAGGUGUAUUGGUUGGUAAUGAUAGCACGGUUACUGUUCUGGCCAACGGCUCUCUGUAUUUUGCUGCUGCUACGUCCAGUGACAUUGCUAGCAAUACAACGUUUCGAUGUGUAGCCAGCAACAGAGGUGGAUCGAUUAGAAGUCACUUGGUAUCGAUCAGAUUGGCAACUUGGACAGGGCAAUUUCUCUUGGAACCGGCGCCUUCCAUAUCGAUUGCCGGUAAAAAUAUCACUCUACAAUGUAUCCCACCUGUCAGCCUUCCUGUGGCCUCAGUACAAUGGCUUAAAGAUUUCAAUCCAGUCAAGGCAAGACCAGAUGUAACUUUAUUGGCUGGUGGGAACCUACAGAUCGGAGAAGUUCGAGUUUCAGACGAAGGAGAGUAUCGAUGUACUGCAGAGAACACAGUAUUACAUCUGUCCGUCGUCUCUCAACCAGCAAAGUUGACUGUCAAUGUACCACCAAAAUUUGUCAUUGCACCUGUGACUGUGAGCAUCAACAUCAAGUCGGAGCUUCGUUUGAAUUGCUCUGCUUCAGGAGAUCCCAUGCCUACUAUUGAAUGGUUUUUGAAUGGAAGACGACUUCAGCAAGAUCACAAUGUCACAAUCACAAACGAAUUUCUGUUGAUACAUAACACAUCAGUAGAAGAUGAAGGCAUCUAUCAGUGUUCUGCAUCAAAUGCAGCUGGAAUGGUUACUGUCCAAGCAUCAGUUGAUGUGCAGAUUCCACCAAUCAUCUCUCGGGCACCUGUGAAUGUUACCAUAUCUGAAGGAUCUUCGCUGACAUUAUUCUGUGAAGCAACCGGUGACCCAUCACCAGUGAUACAAUGGCUUGGACCACUACUAACUGGUUACUAUGGAAACCAACUGACAAUAAACAAAGUUAACCGUACACAAGAUGGAAUCUAUAAUUGCAUAGCAACUAGUGUUGCUGGAACGACAACAGCAGCUGCUAUUGUAAAUGUACAAUAUGUUCCCGAGAUUUUGUUUGCCUCUGCCAACUCCACGGUUAUAGUUGGAAUGGAGGUGAACUACACUUGUCGUGCGGAUGCUGAUCCUAAACCGACUGUGUCAUGGCAUCGAUCUAACAGAGUUGUAGGAAACAGUUCUGUAGGAACGGCCGCUCUCUAUUUCUCCUCUGUUCAACCGACUGAUGAUGGCAUCUACUCAUGCACAGCAAUAAACCAUCUAGGACAAUCAACGACAGUUAGACGACUAACUAUCUAUGUGCCACCACGAAUACUUUUGUCUCCGCAAGAUGUCACCACGACGGUACGGAGGACUCUUAAGCUGCAAUGUCAGUCGUCUGGUAUACCUACUCCAGAUGUAAUGUGGGAGAAAGAUGGAGUUCGAAUUCGUGAGGAGCAAGGCUCUACUAGACAGAUCUCUAUAUCAUCAGAUGGCACUCUGUCUAUUACUGCUGUCUCUAUAUACGACACGGGCCAAUACACGUGCAUCAUAACAAACUUGGUGGGCUCACUCAACAGCUCUGCAUACGUCAUAAUUCAAGGAAAACCCGAUCCUCCGUUCAAUGUUCAAGCUACUGCGAUCAAUUCCUAUGAGAUAAAUCUUCAUUGGUCGCCACCUUUAUUUACAGGAAAUACGGCCAUUACUGUAUAUGUAAUACAAUACCGAGAAGUCGGUCAAAAGUCAUGGAAUGUGGCAUUUCAAGUUGCAGAUAUCACGUCUUCUAUCACUAUUGGCCAUCUGACUCCAUUUUCUGAGUAUCAGUUUGCUGUUUCCGCAGAAAACUCAAUAGGAACGAGUCCAAAUAGCAACAUUACUACAGCAACUACAUAUCAAGCAGCUCCUGCUAUACCUUUGAUUUCUGAGGCACUGCCGCUUAGUUCGAAUACGAUACGAAUUCAUUGGCUAACUCCUCGACCUGUCAAUGGCAUUUUACAAUUCUAUGAGCUGCAGUACAGUGAGAUAAACGGAGACGUUGAUUUAAAGCCACUUGUAUUGAGGAUCAGACCGGAUCAGAAUAACAGAACAAUAUCAGAUUUGGUUAUUUUUACUGGGUAUGUGUUCAGUUUGAGAGCGAGUACUGGUGAUAGGAUGGAUCUUUUAUGGAGUAACUGGUCGAGUCCAGUUAUGGUCAAGACACUGGAAGGAGUUCCACUGAAACCUCCUACCAACUUAUCAGUUGUCAAUGUUAGCUCGACCACUAUUUCUCUUCGUUGGACAAUACCAGAACUUCAUACAGUUCAGGGAGUGCUACAAGGAUUUAUGAUCAAUUACAGAAUUUCUCGUUUGAACAAUACUGAGUUGGUAGCAACAGUUCCACCAGGACAGAACAGAUCAGUGGUAUACAUGCUAACAAAUCUCCGACCGAGGAGUACAUAUGCUGUCUCUGUAUCAAUCUAUAAUUCUCUCAACACUGGCCCAUAUAGUUCCCAAAUUGAGGUUGAAACAGAAGAAGGAGUUCCAUCCGUUGCACCAACCAUCACAUCCAUCCAAGCAACAGGUCCUCACACAGUAUUACUAACAUGGCUUCUACCUCCUUUGGAAACUCACAACGGCGUUCUUAAAGGCUAUCACAUAUGUUACAAACAUUUGUCAGAAUUAAAAUUUCAAAAGGAAAUUAUCCUUCUAAACGAGACAAUUUCCUCGCUAGAGAGAAAUUCUACAAUCAGCAACCUCGAUGUCUAUUCAUUUUAUGAAAUUAAAAUCAACGUGUUUACAAAUGCAGGAGACAGCCCGUCGAGCUACAGUAUGAUUGUAAGAACAGGAGAAGGAAUACCAAGCUCACCAACUUCCAUUCGAGUUAUUGACAUCACUCGUACUACAAUUACACUGACAUGGCAGCUGCCAAACUCAGUCAAUGGAGUUAUACAAUACUAUACAGUCUAUUAUAGUAAUGACAUCAUGGAUAGAUCUCGGCAGAAAGUCAGCAACGAGACAAUGAUUAUUUUGGAUGGACUUUCUCCAAACACGAAAUAUAGCAUCUCGGUCACAGCAACUAAUGGAUAUCAAGAGAGUCUUGGAUCCAUUCCAAUGAUCGUCAUGACUGAGUCUCUCCCUACCAGUCAACCUCCAUUGACAUCAACUGCUUACAGUCGUACACAAUCUGUGUCAACUGUCGUGUACACCACACAACCAGUGCAUUCAAAAUCAUCAAAUCAAGUACAUGAACCAACUGAAAAAAGCAAAACCCAAUCAGCAGUGCGGCUUGCCAUCACAGUAUCUUGCGUCCUUGCUGCAUUCAUUCUAAUGACGUUGAUCAUUCUUUGUGGACUCUGCUGCUGCAAGAAAGACCGAGAUAAGUCAUGCACUUGUUGCUUUCAAAAGGAAGAACAAAAACGCUAUAAACUUGCACACUUUGAAGAUGAGAAGUCAGAUGCAGGAGACUCUGGUUGGCCUCUCAGCACAGGAGACAAUUUUAGCUUUAAGAAAGCUGAUGAAUCUGUUUUCGAUUUUCAAGAUUCGUUUCUUCCAGGACAAGAUGAAAGCGACUACAAAGGAAGUCAUGAACAUGUUGAGAUGGGAUACGAUGUGAGUCCUAUAUCAAGACAUGAGAUGGACUCAGGAUUCAGUACAUUCAAACCUGGUCAUCGCCCACUAUCUACAGGACCGUCUCCAUAUUCAUCACGCGAGAAUCUGACUACCGCAGAACAUCUAGGCGUUGGACAAGAUGACAUGACAGAUUUGGAACAAAGAGAGGUUGAAGACUCAGUAUUGUAGAGCAGAAGCAGAUGCAGGUGCAGCUGGUAGCUUUGUAUCUUAGUAGUAGUGUGGCUAUACAGGUGCUGCGUUGUCUUUAUUUUAUACAACUAAUGUUUCAUAUGAAAUGCAUUAUGUCAAUAGACUGCUUUACUUACUCGGUGUGAUAUAUAUGAGAUUUAGGUAUCGAAUACGGGACAUGU
Corticium candelabrum is the source of this 4286-nucleotide messenger RNA. RefSeq names its product protein sidekick-1-like. Bases 1 to 4104 code for a protein of 1367 amino acids. Gene Ontology annotation, molecular function: protein binding. The transcript has 17 exons. The record is from RefSeq and is a predicted model, not a curated record. Gene Ontology annotation, biological process: cell-cell adhesion. NCBI's taxonomy places the organism in Eukaryota, Metazoa, Porifera, Homoscleromorpha, Homosclerophorida, Plakinidae.